AAGUACACAAAGACAACAGUCACACGCAAGUCCAAUAAGAACCGGUCACUUGGCUUUCUCAAUACGCUAGUCUAGUUUGCCACUCCGCGGUUUAAAGCCACACUGUUUGGCGCUUCUCUCAUACCCAAAGAGCCAAAAAAAAGGAGGGCUUUUGCAGAGAGAGAGAGGUGAUGAUGGAUAUGGAUGAUCCUCUAGAUUUCGAGUUCGAAGACCAACUUAUCAGUUCCUCACUUGUUACCAAGAAAAGGAAGAAGGUUAUUGGGUUGGAUGAUCUUUUGACUGAUUACUACAAAGAGAAAAGCAAAGUUGUUGAGAAGGAAUAUAAACAAGUAAAGAAUCAGAAGAACUACAACUCGGACGAGGAUGUCAAUACCAAAGAAGAAUCGCUUGCUAAAGUGAUCAAUCAAUGCGAACAUCAGAUGACAGAAAUAAGUGGUGAGGAAGAGAUGGCCACGUGGGGCAUACGGGUUUUUGGAAAUCAGAAAGUUCCACCACCUCUAGAUUUUCCUGAGCUUCAAAGUUGUGCGCUUUUGCAGUCUUUCAUGAAGAAUGAGCUCAAUUCCCUGUUGGAACUCACUUCAGAAAAUGGAAACACUUUCCUUGAAGGUUUGUUAGCAAAUGGCUGGCUUUAUAAACUGGUUUCUACAUGUGGUCAUGUACAAAAAUCAAUAGCCACAUGGACCUUUAAUUUGAUGCUAUAUUCAUCAAAAGAAGAACUGAGGACAUCUGCAUGUGACUUUUGGUGUAGUGUUCUUUCAUCCAAAAAUGAGAAUCUCCUAAUUGAAUGGUCUCCCAGCUAUUUUGAAUUAAAAGGAGCUCUUGAAAUCUAUGGAUUUCAAUUUAAGUUAUCAUCCAACAUAGAAUCUUUGCAUGCUGAUUCUAAUUGUGGAGGGCCACCUCAAAAUAUUAGAACUUGGAUCAAAUUUGCAGCUGCUUGUUGUUGUGUAAGGAAUAAACAGUCUAUAUUUUCAACAUCAGAAGCUGAAGAGUUAAUUGAAGUCAUUAUUUUUCUGUUCUUGGAUCGCCAACUUCACGGUCUGGUGAUGCUUCUGUACGAAUGUAUGCAAUCGGUAAUAAGUUACUUCACAGAUAAUGAGUGGAAGACCAGCUGUAACAAAAUAGCGAAAUCUCUUGCUUGCAGGGUCCCUAGGGACUUGAACUGCUUGCGAGCUGUGGAAUGCAUUUCAGGAGUUAAUACCCGUAGUAAGCAACUUAGAAGUGCAGUUGCCUAUCAAAUACUUCUCGUUGGUUUUGAUAAUAAGGCUUGUGAUGAAGAAGAGAUCCUACGAUUGCUUAUCUCAAUUAAUGUAAAAGAAAAAGGUUGUGAUCUUUUCAAGAUGUACAUUUACCUGGUUUUGACAGAGAAUUGGCUCUUGGUUAAUCAAAUGCUGGAAAAUAAUGAAGAAAUUAAUGCAAUGUGGGGUCUUUAUCUUCGAAACUGUUCUUACCAAAUUGCCAGCACAGACUUGAGAACUUAUGCAUCAAAGGUCCGUAAUAAGGCUUCAUAUCUUCUACAAGGCACCAUCAACAAAUAGUGUAGAGUAUGUAACUAUGUCAUUGCUUGCUUUGUAAAAAAUUUGCUAGUAUGAAGGCUAACUUCCCACUUGAAAUUGUGGCAUUCAGUAUUUGCAGGAAAUUUGAUUCCGCAAAAUGAAAGUGUGCAAUAGAUCAAAAUCCAAUCUCUUUUGUAAACCAUGAGUUGGCCAGAUUCUAAUGCAGAAGGUUUUGAAGAAUGUUGAAAUUUGCCUACUCAUGAUGUCAAAUUCUUCGGGGGUGCCCCCCCAUUUUUUGUUUUUUUGUUUUUUUUUUUCAAUAGCUGUUGGUAAAUGGAACCUACUUUCUGGAUGUAUAUAAUGGUUGACAGUGAGUCAUUACUUAUUACACGUGCUCUCUUUCUCUUCUUUUUUUGCCAGGGUUGUUGGCAUGUGCAUUAACAUAAAGGUGUUGACUUUAGCGUUGCUUAAUUAUUCUUA
Messenger RNA from Quercus lobata, 1973 nucleotides. RefSeq names its product actin protein 2/3 complex subunit-like protein. The record is from RefSeq and is a predicted model, not a curated record. The transcript is spliced from 13 exons. NCBI's taxonomy places the organism in Eukaryota, Viridiplantae, Streptophyta, Magnoliopsida, Fagales, Fagaceae. The coding region runs from base 171 to 1535 and encodes 454 amino acids.